CAUUGAUCUUCUUCAUCGCAUUUCUUGGAAUCCAGAACCUAUGUCAUGGCCAAUACACAGCGGCUGUGCCCUAUCCCGGCUACUGUAACCCGCUUCCAUGUGUACUUGGCAUUGCUGUAUCCCCGGCCCAAACAUCACUACCCCUAGAACUACAACCACUACAACCACAAUCCCUCCCAUAACUACUCCACCAAGUAACCCUGUUGCGCCAUGUCUUCCAGUUUGCGGGGUCUGUCCAACAUAUGGUACACCAACCAUUACUACUGCGCCAGUUGCCACAAAUACACGAAUUUGCCCCUUAACUGGUAGAGUUAUUGGACGCAAAAGGAGAAGUACUACUCAGCGUAGCUGUGCUCUGAAUUCCCAGUGUCCUCAAGGGUCGAUGUGCUGUUUCGACGGCUGCAGUGGCGGAAGGGUUUGCAAACGAGAAGUUCCGAGGAAUACGUCCAUUGCCUACGACGCUGCUUGGGGGAAUCCUAGGAACACUGAGAUACGACACUGCCUUGGGGAAUCCUAG
Molecule: messenger RNA, 517 nt
Organism: Macrobrachium nipponense
Lineage: Eukaryota; Metazoa; Arthropoda; Malacostraca; Decapoda; Palaemonidae
Exons: 4
Coding region: 98-517 (139 amino acids)
Source: RefSeq, a predicted model, not a curated record